Molecule: messenger RNA, 1028 nt
Organism: Gadus morhua (Atlantic cod)
Lineage: Eukaryota; Metazoa; Chordata; Actinopteri; Gadiformes; Gadidae
Exons: 8
Coding region: 311-982 (223 amino acids)
Source: RefSeq, a predicted model, not a curated record
UGGAAAUUUGCCAUUUGAGGUCUUGAGUAAAACGAUAUUCCAAAUUGGAUGGACAACACAUACACACGCAUGUCCAUAUAAAAAAUGAAUGACCUGAGGGGUAUUCCAUCAAAGUCGUUGACGAAGGCGGGGCUUAGUUGAUUAAGCCCGGUUAGAACUAACGCCAACUUCCUCCACUUGGGGCUUAGGCCAUUCCAUCAACACAAUUCAGCCGCGCUUUGUUAAGGUUAAUUCAAACCAGGCUAACGUUAUCGUGUAUUACGUGCGCUAACGAGAUAAAUAACCAUUCCAGGACCUUGAGUGUCGAUCCAUGGAUAAAAGGUCCGAAAAGGCACGAGCGGGAUUCUUUUCCAGCGGCGAACAGAAGCUGCUUAUCGAGGUCUACGAGGACUACAAGCACAUAAUAACACAAAAAGGGAACACGAUCAUCAUUAAUAAAAACAGGGAUGCCGCCUGGCAAGUAAUCGCCGAUAGGUUGAAUGCAAGUGGUCUCGGCAACGACAAAAGAACAUGGAUACAGGUUAAAACCAAACAUAAAAACAUAUUGCAGAGUGCAACAAAGAAGAAAAGUGACAGCCUUAAGACAGGUGGGGGGAAUCCACCAAAGGGCCUCACUCCAGCCGAGGACCUGGCUUUGGCCCUCAACCGGGGAAGACCAUUAAAACAAGAAUUGGUGGAUCCUCCACAGGAGGAUGUAUUUGGCCAACAAGAAGUUGAACAAAUGUUCACAUUGGAUGAACCAGAUGAGGAGGCCUCGUCUGCUGUCACCGAUGUAUCAGAUAGCAUCCCUGAGACGAGACGAGCAGCAGGACAAAAUGAAGAUGUCAAGGCCAUUUACAAAAGGCACCUCCUGCUUGAUAUCGAGUAUAAGCGACUGAAAAUGCGCAAAGUUCAACUUGAAAUCAAGAAGCUGGAAAAGGAAGACGCGAACUCGGGCCGGCCGCACCACAACACCGCAGCGCUGGGCCACUCACGCAACUGAUGGUUCCCGACGGCGGUAGAAUACAUGUAAUGGCAAGUAAGUGAGU